AUGGAUCCCGUUUUAACGUUAAAAAGAUCUUCACAAAUCGACGUAAAUGCUUGUAUUUUCUGCCAUACCAGUCUUAAAGAUGAACAUUUGAGAGCCGCUACUGAUUAUAGCAGAACGGUAGUUCGCGAUGCCAUGAAUUUGCGGAGCAAGUUUACAGCUGUUGGGAACAGGGAAACAAUCAGUAGGCUGGAAGAAGUCAUAAAUAGUAUUGAUACUUCAAGCGUUUGGCAUGUUAAAUGCUAUUUCCUAUUUACAAGCAAAGACAAAAUUCAGCGCCUGGAGAAAAAGUGCAACAAAGAUGAGGCGUCUGCAAUACCAACCUCAAUUACGC
Molecule: messenger RNA, 331 nt
Organism: Paramuricea clavata
Lineage: Eukaryota; Metazoa; Cnidaria; Anthozoa; Malacalcyonacea; Plexauridae
Source: the annotation of a GenBank genome assembly